Messenger RNA from Linum tenue, 228 nucleotides. Lineage: Eukaryota; Viridiplantae; Streptophyta; Magnoliopsida; Malpighiales; Linaceae. The record is from the annotation of a GenBank genome assembly.
ACAAAACCCCAAAUCCCAACUCGUCCCCAAAUAACCACCUCCCUAAAAUAUUUCCGCCGCCAAAUCAAAACCCCCAUCCCCCCACUUUUUCCCCAGCGCCGCAGGCAGAGAAGAAGGAAGAAGAAGAAAAAAAAGAAGAAGGAAGGGAGCCGCCGCCUCCCUGUGCCCCGAUCCCGAUCUCGACUCCGACCCCAUCCCUUUCGUUUUAGCGGUGACGUUGAGGGUUCG